Messenger RNA from Salvia splendens (bonfire salvia), 1035 nucleotides. RefSeq lists its product as uncharacterized. NCBI's taxonomy places the organism in Eukaryota, Viridiplantae, Streptophyta, Magnoliopsida, Lamiales, Lamiaceae. Bases 1 to 1035 code for a protein of 344 amino acids. The transcript has a single exon. The record is from RefSeq and is a predicted model, not a curated record.
AUGCGAGAAAUCCAGGAGGCUCAAAAAGAGCAACGGGUGGCGUUGGAAAUGCUGACGAAACAAAUCUCUCAAGUUGCAGUAUCGUUGGGAAAGAUAAAGGGAAAUGAAGCCACUAUGCAACCACCUGGUCAUGAGAAUAUUAGUGAAGUAUCUCUGCGGUCAGGGAAGGUCUACCAAGGCCCCAGCCAUCCUGCGAUAUCUCCACAAACUGAUUCUGGACCAAGCCGUGAGGAAGAGGGAGAAUCCAGUAGAGGUGGUCAAGUGGAAGAAAGAGGCAAGGAAAAGGUGGGAGGAGAGGCCUCGAAAGGAGGUCAGAAGGAAGAAACUGAAAGGGUUAAGCCUUAUCCGUACCGUGGAAUGGUGACAAGAAAAAAAGAUGCCGCAAUCGAUGUGGCAAGCAUGUUCAAGGACGUGGAUGUAAAGGUACCGCUCUUAACGGCAUUAAAAAUGCCUCCGAUCAGUAUGUUCAUUAAAGACUACCUGGCAGGAAAGGUCAAUGAGGAAGGGAGACUGAUUACAGAUGAGAACGUCUCUGCCGUAAUCCAGAGAAGUGACCUCCCCUCCAAGAAAACUGAUCCAGGAAUGUUCACACUCCCAAUUUCAAUCAGAGACAUUCAGGUAGAGCACGCCAUGUGCGACUUGGGGGCAUCUAUCAACGUUCUGCCAUACUCUAUCUAUCGGAAGCUGGGAGAGGCCAAGCUAGUCGACACAGAUAUAAUGAUACAGUUGGCCGACAGAUCAUGUAUUCAUCCCGAAGGAAUUCUGGAAGAUGUUAUUAUAAAGGUGAAUAACUUUCUAUACCCAGCUGAUUUUUUCGUAAUCAAGAUGACAGAACCCACGGCAAAAGAGUCGAGUGGAGUCCUACUGGGACGACCAUUCUUGUCCACGACCAGCACUAUCAUAGACGUCCGCAAUGGGACGAUCAGUCUGGACUUCAAGGGAGGGCAGUAUACAUUCAAUAUCGAUGAGGCCAUAAAAAGGCCAGCCGACGGAAAGAACGUGUAUUCCGUGGAUGUAACUGAGCCCUUGGUAUAG